CCCAGGCCGUCGCCAACAAGUCAACAACGAUGUCGAUUUCGGAGCUCUUGUCGGCCCUCCGCGACGCCGGCCGGCAGCAUCUCUCCGCCUCCACCGUGGGCACGCGGCAGGCCACCGGAUCCCACCUGCUCCAGAUCGAGAACUACGCCCAGAUCAAGAAGCAGCUCUCCGUCGGCGAAUACGUGAAAUCCAGCACGUUCACCGUGGGCGGCCAUGACUGGCGCGUCGAGCUCUACCCCAAAGGCUGCGUCCGGGAAGCCCACGGCCACGUGUCCCUCUUCCUCCGCCGGGUCUGCGACGCCAAGACAGGCGGCAGAGAUGACUCCGCCACGGCCAAGAUCGAGUUCAGCCUGCUCGACGGCGCGACCGGCGAGCCCUCGCUCACCAAGUCCUCGCCGCCGCGCACGUUCAAGCCCGGCGACGAGGACUGGGGAUGGAGAGAGUUCGUCAACAAGGACGACGGCCUCGAGGACGAGAAGACGUGCCUCGGUCAGGACGGCUGCCUGAGGGUCCUCUGUGACGUCAGCGUGGACCUCGGGAUCCGUGCCGAUGACGCCACGCCGGAGCCCGAGACGACGGGCUUAUUCCCGGCGGCGCCGUCGUUCGAGCUGCGCGGGGAGCUGGCGGGGGUGAUAUGGAACGCGAGGAGGCCGGACGUGAGGGUCGAGGUCGGCGGGGAGGCCCUGGCGGCGCACCGGUGGAUGCUCGCGCCCCGGUCCCCAGUCUUCGCGGCGGAACUCUCGAGAACCUUCCAGAAGAAUCCGGCCGUGCUGCGUGUCGAGGACAUGGACGCCGACGUGUGCAGGGCGCUGCUGGAGUUCAUCUACACGGGCGCGCUGCACGACAUGGACCGGAAGCUCGAGUCUUCCAUGGCGGAGAAGCUGCUGGUGGCGGCGGACAGGUACGGGGUGGAGCAGCUGAAGGAGCUCUGUGAGAAGGCCGUGUGCGGGCGUGUUGGGAUGAGCUCUGUGGCUGCUAGUCUAGCGUUGGCGAAGCGGCAUGGGUGCCCCCUGCUGAGGGACGCGUGCUUGGAGUUCCUGUCGGCUCCUGGUAACCUGGAAGCGGUCGUCGAGAUGGAUGGCUUCGAGGAGCUCAUGCAAGAAGGUUGCCCCUCUGGUCUCACGAAGCUCAUUGUGAAACAGGUGCGGCGUCACGAGCAGUGGAGCCCCUUCUCCGGCUAGCUAGGUUAAUUGCUUAUCGAGUUUUUUUCAUGUUAGAGUGAUUAUCAUAUAUGUAGAGAAGAGGAUAAUUGGAUCAUUAGAUAGUUAGAAGAACGUACGUUGGCCUCGAUUGGACAUGUAUGAUGCAUUAGC
Brachypodium distachyon (stiff brome) is the source of this 1313-nucleotide messenger RNA. Its product is annotated as BTB/POZ and MATH domain-containing protein 1. Gene Ontology annotation, biological process: protein ubiquitination. The coding region runs from base 30 to 1181 and encodes 383 amino acids. The transcript has a single exon. NCBI's taxonomy places the organism in Eukaryota, Viridiplantae, Streptophyta, Magnoliopsida, Poales, Poaceae. The record is from RefSeq and is a predicted model, not a curated record. Gene Ontology annotation, molecular function: protein binding.